GGAUCUCAUCUAGAAUCUGCACACAUGACCUGGCCUCCACCUGGAAUUCAGAAGAUAAGGCCAGACAUUGGGCAAUCUCAUCUGAAAAGAAAUCCCAGACUGGGAAAAGGAGAAGAAGACAUGGCUGGUUCUCAGAUAAAUAUAUUAAAGGUGAGGGACUGUGUUUACUAUUCCUCCUGAAAUGUCAUGUGGAACUUAUAAGGAACUCUUGACAUUUCAGGAUAUGUCUAUAAAAUUCUCUCCAGAGGAGUGGGCAUGCUUGGACACUGCUCAGCGGAAUUUGUACAGGGAUGUGAUGAUAGAGAACUACAGAAACCUCGUCUCCCUGGGACAUGCUGCCUCUAAGCCAGACCUGAUCACAUGUCUGGAGCAAAGACAAGAGCGCUGGAAUGUGAAGAGAGAGGAGACAAAAGCUAAACACCCAGAGGAGGAUCUUCUGUCCUGUGCUCUUAAAUUGUUUAAGAACUCUAGUAUCCCCUGCAGUGAUCAUCCUUAGAACUUAGCUGAGAACCAAAUGUAUUUUCUUGGGUUACAAGGGACUGAAUGAUCUGACAGUAUUUUCAUUGGUUUGGAGGAUAUGGGAAUACCUGCACAUAUUUUUGAAGAGCUAAAUGUUAAACCAUACAUAUAUAUAUAUAUAUAUAUUUUUUUUCGAGACAUGGUCUUGCUCUGUUGCCCCAGCUAGAGUCUAAAC
Molecule: messenger RNA, 694 nt
Organism: Nycticebus coucang (slow loris)
Lineage: Eukaryota; Metazoa; Chordata; Mammalia; Primates; Lorisidae
Product: zinc finger protein 722-like
Exons: 5
Coding region: 182-496 (104 amino acids)
Biological process (GO): regulation of DNA-templated transcription
Source: RefSeq, a predicted model, not a curated record